UUCCUCAGUUUCCCCGAAGGGAACACUUCGGUCUUUAUUUGGUGCAGCCUUGUGCUUGCACCAAGGAAGAGCAGCGGCCAGAGCUCGGCCACUAAUCCAUCCGGAAACCGGCAGCAGCCAGUGGCCCACGAGCGAUCGUGGAAGGGGUUACCAGCGGCUGCAGGCGAGGGACACGCGGGGGCGGCGAUCGGGGACUCCCCGAGCACUUUCAGGGAGCGGGCCGAGCUCAUGGCUAGCCGCCCCCGCCCCGCUUCGCAAGCGCUGAAGCGAAGGGACUGGGGACGUGGGCUCUGAACAGCAGAGGAGGAAACAAGCACUGGCGAUGGAGCGGGCUCCGUCCGCUGUGCCCUGGGUCCGGGGCAGUGAUCAUGGCGACCAGAACCCAGAAGUUCAAAGCGUUUGUGUCUGAGCCGAUGGGCGAUAAGGACGUUACAGCAGUGGAUGGCAUUAAUGACGAGCUUGGACUAAAAUUAGCUGCAAAGGGUUUUGACAAGGCAUACAUCCUUCUGGGCCAAUUCCUCCUGUUAAAAAAGGACCAUGCGGUUUUCCAAAGGUGGCUGAAAGGGGCGUAUGGAGCCAGUCCGAGCCAGGCUCAGCGGUGCGCCUCCUGUCUAACGGACUGGUGCUACGCUUUCCUCUAGGGAGCUCAGCCCUCCUCGCAUGUUCUGUGGC
Messenger RNA from Malaclemys terrapin pileata, 672 nucleotides. It is a transcript of the gene BANF2, whose product is annotated as BANF family member 2. The coding region runs from base 369 to 641 and encodes 90 amino acids. Gene Ontology annotation, molecular function: DNA binding. Lineage: Eukaryota; Metazoa; Chordata; Testudines; Emydidae. The record is from RefSeq and is a predicted model, not a curated record. The transcript is spliced from 3 exons.